AUGUCUUACAUUGCUCAACAGGAUAUGCCAGCACUUCCGGGCAAGGAAUGGAGAUAUGAGAUGCGAAGAGAAUGUCAAGAGAUCAUACCUGGACUUCUUUUGGGACCGUUCCAGGUAUCCAAGGAUCUUGAUACUCUUCUUGCGCUCGGUGUCACCCAUAUACUCUGUAUUCGUGAUCCGAAGGAGGCUUUCCUCGUCAAGGCCCGCUUUAAAGAUCGCUUUCAGUACAUGGUGCUGGACGUGAUGGAUAAUGAUGAUCAAAAUCUUAUUAGCCUGUUCAGCGAGCCAAAACAAUUCAUUUAUGAUGCCAUCAACGGUGGAGGAACCGUGCUUGUCCAUUGCAAUGGUGGUAUUAGUCUUUCGCCGACUUUCGUCAUCCUCUUCAUCAUGCAGCACAACUCGAUGUCCUACACUGAAGCCUUGCAUUAUGUUCAGAACAAGAGAUACUGUAUUUCCCCCAAUACUGGCUUCAUGGCCCAGUUGAAAGAGUAUGAACCAAUCUACCGAGCACAGAAGGCCAUUCUAGCAAUGCCGCAACGACCAGACCGUAUGAUAAGCAACCGGAGGAAGCGCGACGAGGAUGAGGACGAUGAGUUGGAAUGGAAUUCUAGGCGACCUCAUGGUCCCAUGGACCAGCACGAGGAAGAGGAUCAAGCAAUGGACAUUGCUACUUGA
Dacryopinax primogenitus is the source of this 675-nucleotide messenger RNA. RefSeq lists its product as uncharacterized. The record is from RefSeq and is a predicted model, not a curated record. The transcript has 6 exons. Lineage: Eukaryota; Fungi; Basidiomycota; Dacrymycetes; Dacrymycetales; Dacrymycetaceae. Gene Ontology annotation, molecular function: F-box domain binding; protein tyrosine/serine/threonine phosphatase activity. Bases 1 to 675 code for a protein of 224 amino acids. Gene Ontology annotation, biological process: regulation of ERK1 and ERK2 cascade; negative regulation of protein binding; protein dephosphorylation. Gene Ontology annotation, cellular component: cytoplasm; nucleoplasm.